Durusdinium trenchii is the source of this 746-nucleotide messenger RNA. The record is from the annotation of a GenBank genome assembly. Lineage: Eukaryota; Dinophyceae; Suessiales; Symbiodiniaceae.
AGGCUCAAAGGGACUGCUGUUUUUCCGUCCUCUUUAGAGAGGGCUUAGCCGCCCGGCCUACAUGGCCGGCUGGGACCGCUACGGCGAGGAGAAGAAGUAUCGAAAAGACGUAGAUAUCAACGACAACCCCAAGCAUGUGGGGGAGCCUCUGAGGAAAUUGACUCUAGAGGACCGCCUGGAGUUGCGAAGGCAAACGCGGGAGCAGCAGAAGAAGCGCACCGUUCAGGCAGAGAUCGAGGAGGAGCUUUCGGAUGAGGAGCUGAUCCCAGCGUCUCCCUCCAAGCGGCCGAAGAAGGGCCGACCUCAUGGCGCGACGAACGGCGAGGACGCCGAGCUCGACAUCAUCGCGGUGGCGAAUGGCAAGUCGGGCAAGUCCAAGGAGAUCGUGGACCUAGCGGAUGAGGACGGCGCGACGUCGUCGCGCGCGGCCCUGCGGAGAGCUCGAAGAAGAGCGAAGGCCAAGGCCAAGGGGAAGCCUCAGCCUUCAGAAGUGGAGGUCCUCGAGUGAGCAUGAGCGAAGACGGGGGUGUCGGGAGUGGGUACUUCAUGGACAUCUUUGCUCUGAGUUUUGGAAGCCUCCCUCAGUCCUCUUAGAGAUGCUCUCAGAGUUGCUCUCCUGAUCCAAACUGGACAGUUGAGCAUGCAAUCAACGAAGUUGCAAACAUGCAAGUCAAUGAGAAAUUGAAAUGUCAGCUUUCACCCCAGAACAUCGGGAAAGAGCCAGCCUGCGUGCUGCCCAAAAAAAA